AUGCCACCAAGAGGAAGAGGGGGCAAAUUCUCCAAGCCCACCCGAGGAGGCGGCAAGCAUUUUUCGCGAGACCUGCAACCCCUCGACCGUGAAGGCAACCAGAUGGGCAUGUGGCGAGACCCCGCGGAUGCGGCAGAGUCGUCUUCCGAAGAAGAGGAGGAAGAAUCAUCAGAGGAAGAGUCUUCGGGCGAAGAGGGAGGGCCAUCGUCCACGGCUCAGCCAGCCUCGGGCGAAUUGACCCGCGAACAACGCAAGGAAGCCGCCCGGCUAAAGAAACAGGCAGCGAUCGCGAGGAAGAACAAGAAGGUCGCCGCUGUUGGAGACAUGCCCAGCGACUCUGAAGAGGAGGAGAGCGAGGACGACGACGAGGAGGACAUGCCCGCGAAUCCCAACCACACCCAAAAGGCCCGGUCCAUGGCCCGUGCAGCCACCGGCCCGAGCGGCGAACAGCCCAAGAAGACGGACAAGGAGAACCUGAGCAGGCGGGAGAAGGAGGCCAUCGCCGCUCAGCAGGCCAAGGAACGGUACCAGAAGCUGCACGCCGAAGGCAAGACGGAUGAAGCGAGAGCCGACCUUGCGCGGCUCAGGCUCAUUCGGGAACAGCGAGAGGCUGCCGCGGCGCGGAAACAGGCUGAAAACGAAGAACGGGAUGCGCGUGAGAAGGAGCGAGACGAGCGCGAGGCAAAGAGGCGUGAAGCUGCCCUAGGGGCCAGCGGUGCGAAGAAGGGUGCCAAAGGCAAGAAAUGA
Molecule: messenger RNA, 747 nt
Organism: Exophiala spinifera
Lineage: Eukaryota; Fungi; Ascomycota; Eurotiomycetes; Chaetothyriales; Herpotrichiellaceae
Exons: 2
Coding region: 1-747 (248 amino acids)
Cellular component (GO): cytosol
Molecular function (GO): RNA binding
Source: RefSeq, a predicted model, not a curated record